This is a messenger RNA of Kluyveromyces lactis, 1206 nucleotides long. RefSeq names its product DNA topoisomerase (ATP-hydrolyzing) (gene SPO11). Gene Ontology annotation, biological process: meiotic DNA double-strand break formation; meiotic DNA double-strand break processing; reciprocal meiotic recombination. Gene Ontology annotation, molecular function: ATP binding; DNA binding; DNA topoisomerase type II (double strand cut, ATP-hydrolyzing) activity. The transcript has a single exon. Gene Ontology annotation, cellular component: nuclear chromosome. The coding region runs from base 1 to 1206 and encodes 401 amino acids. NCBI's taxonomy places the organism in Eukaryota, Fungi, Ascomycota, Saccharomycetes, Saccharomycetales, Saccharomycetaceae. The record is from RefSeq and is a predicted model, not a curated record.
AUGAAUGUCAACUCUUACCAGCCACUUUCACAAAAGAUCCCUGGAACGAAUCAAGCUAAGCAUCUCACCAUGAGUCUCAGAACGUUAAUGGGCGAAUGCUAUUCGAGAAUGAAGUUGAAGGAAAGGAUGAUACCUGAAUCCCGAGUCGUUGAGUUCAGCGAAGUGGAAUCUGAAGAAGAGUGUCAGCGGCAAAUAACAAACAAUAUGAGGUUCAUCAGACUAGCGUUGAAGGAACAUGCAAUCCCCAUCACCGUGGUGUUUAAUGGCAGUAUUACCAAGAGGAAACGAUGUGAAGAAGGUUCAGGUGGUAAGUUGUUAAGAUGGAGGUACCCUGAAUUUGCAAACACCAAGAAGAAGUGCAGUAAGGUCCCACAAUUGUUGCAAUUAUUACAUAUAUUAAACGAGCGAAUCAAGACAAAGAAGAAUACUACGACGGUAAGAGAUAUAUACUAUGGGAAUAUCGAACUGUUCGAAUCGCAACAGAUGGUUGAAAUGCUAUUCCAGAGAAUCGAAGCCAUGUUUAAUGUCGAGAAACUGUUCUUCAACGUGGUUUCCACUCAAAAAGGUUUAAUAUACAGUGGACCACGGUUGCAAAUAGGUUCACAGCUGUUCCACGCAGAGUGUCAAUUGGUGCCAUAUGACCAGGGAGAAAUGAUCGUACAACAAAACCAACAACUCAAAGUAAUCGUUCUUGAGAAAGACGCAAUUUUCCAACAGUUGAUUCAGUGUCAAGAAAUGAUAAAAGAUUGGAUCAUAGUAACGGGUAAAGGCUACCCAGACCAUCUAUCUAGAGAACUACUACACAAGCUGGAUUUGAGUCUACAGGGGAAUGUACAAUUUCAUAUCUUUACAGAUUCCGAUCCGUACGGAAUCGAUAUCGUAACGAAAUAUAUGGUAAAAUGUCCCAGACUCAUUCACAAGGGCGUAUUGCUAAACCAAUUGAUCACAAGAAACACCGAAUCUAAUUCCAUGUUAGUAUUGCUACCGUUAUCAUUGAGAGAUGCGACAUUUGCCAUGGGUUUAAUACGACGUUUAUGUAAAGAAGAAGAAGAAGAAGAAGGAAGUGUCAGGAAACACACGAUGCGACAGAAUUUGAAAUAUGAAGUACAACGGCAGUUGUUCUUUCAAAGAAAGGGCGAAAUGAACGUUGUGAACAACGGCAAUGUACAGCAGUACUUCAAGUGGAUGUACAGCAGGAUACACUAG